Molecule: messenger RNA, 1744 nt
Organism: Mycena citricolor
Lineage: Eukaryota; Fungi; Basidiomycota; Agaricomycetes; Agaricales; Mycenaceae
Source: the annotation of a GenBank genome assembly
CGGCUCAUCCUCAUUUUCCUUUCGCAUCGCGAGAUACUCGAAAUUCAGAGGCCCAAGAUCUAAGCGCACAGAGCGGCUAUGAUUACAUACAUGGAGGAGACCUUCUAUCGAUCUGUCCCCUGCUUGCUCACAGCCACGACUAUGCCUGGCGCAGCCUUUGCUACUCUGCUCACCAAAACAUCUUAUCUUGCUGGAGUUCUUGUGCUGGACCAUGGUCUCAAGAAAGUCGAUUCCAAGUAUCCUCUAGUAGUGUUGGCCACACCAGAGCUGCCUCAAGCAGCUCGGGACGUCCUAAGCAAUUGCGGAAUAAAGAUCCGAGACAUCCAGCCCUUGAGACCGGAAGAGGGCACUCAUAGUCUUUCAGCCGCCGAUGUCCGAUUCCAUGAUACUUGGACGAAAUUGCGGCAAGUUUCCAGAGAAUGAGGGUCUCACUACUUGGAUAACCGCUUUCGUAGAGUCUUUGAACUUGCUGAAUACGAUGCAUGUCUUUCGCUUGGUGUCUUCUAGGUGUUUAUCCUUACGACCCGUGGUCAGCGAGUGGUGCUCCUCGACUGCGAUAUGCUGGUGAAGAGAAAUAUGGAUGAUCUAAUGGAGCUCGAGCUUCCAGUGGGCGGCAUUGCAGCAUGCCAUGCCUGCGCGUGCAAUCCCCGCAAAUUCCCGCACUAUCCCAAGGACUGGGUCCCCGAAAAUUGUGGCUUCAGUGCUGUAUCCGGCCCGGCUGGUGCUCAGCCCGUACCUUCCGACUCGCCUCGUCCUCACAAUCUACUUAAUUCGGGGACGGUUGUGCUCGAGCCUUCCAUUGAGCUGGCCCAGCAGAUGUACCACUUCCUUGCCACAGACGAGCGUGUGCCAUCGUUCAGUUUUCCGGAUCAGGACUUGCUCGCAGCCUUCUUUCACGGGAAAUGGAGAUCGAUAAACUGGUACUACAAUGCACUGAGGACUCUACGGACCGUCCACGCGGCCAUCUGGGAUGACGACCUGGUUCGAUGUGUGCAUUACAUUCUGGCUGACAAGCCGUGGCAAGUGCGCGAUUCGAAGGAGUUCGCGGUGGUCAACGGUUGGUGGUGGGAGCAAUAUGAAGAUAUGAGCCGACAGUUGGACUCGGAAGCACUGGCGCUCGUGAGCAGCAUAGUGGCUCCUGCGUGAUGGUAUACGCCAUUCACGCCCUCCAUGCGACGUGUACUUCGUCCGUGCGGAACCUAGAAACAAUCAGAUUCUGUAUUCCACCGGGAAGAAAUGAUUGCCUUUGCGUGCAUGUGCUUUUGGCCAGCGGUGUCUCUGAGCCCAUUCGGAAACUGAGCAAUCCGGCGUGGGCAAUCAUGAUCCCAUUGUCAAUGCAAUAUCGUUCGUCCAUGGCAAAGACCUUUCCUCCCCGCUCUUCAGCCAUAAUUCCCAUCAUGUCUUGCAGCCUCUCGUUUGCUAUUCCGUACUCGCACAUCAGCCGCGAACAGUUUUACAGGUGAGGAACGACGCACAGCCGACACCUCCGACGAUGAGCACUUCUUUGCUUCCAAUAUGUGCCAUAGCCCGUUCUGUGAUCUCAACGAGCAUGGCGAAGAUGGUUUCCUGCAGAGAGAAACACAGAUCUGCAGGUGUGAUGAUAUCUGUAUCCAUCUCGUCUCUCGCUUUGCCAUCGGCCCGGAAUCGUUUGUCUUGUGUGAAGGCCUCGACUGAGGUCAAUAUCCCGGAGAAACUGACGUCCAUCCCCUUUGUAGUGUAUGGCAAAGGAACCAGACGCGAUCCC